This is a messenger RNA of Colletotrichum truncatum, 1659 nucleotides long. Lineage: Eukaryota; Fungi; Ascomycota; Sordariomycetes; Glomerellales; Glomerellaceae. The record is from RefSeq and is a predicted model, not a curated record.
AUGAGCCAGCCAAGGUCAGGGGCUUCGCAUCCAGCACAAGGGCCUUUCGAAUGGCCAGAGAGAUUCUCCGAACGCCACAAAAUCUCCUACGAAUGGGAAAAUUUAGCAUGGAGUAAAUAUUGUGGAACCAUGCUGCGUUUUGAAACUCCAGAAGAUGAAAUCAAGUUCUUCCUGCAACUUGACGACGAUUCUGCAAGACACGAAGGUCGGGUUCGGCCUGUUCUGGACAUAUGCUCUGAUACACGGUUAGGAGACUUGCUUGAAGGUGACAAUGAUGGACCACAGAAGAAAAUGGGGUGGUUAAUAGACGGGAGCUAUAAUGAAAAGGAUGGAAAGUGGACUUCGAGGCCAUGUCUCGGAGCACUGUCGGCACGACAGUUGGCUUUCGAGCUACUGAAAAAAAGAUAUGCAAUUCCCGGAAAGAUCGACAACGAGCCAAUCGACGCAGAACGUCGGCUGAUCUACAUCACUGACCUUGACUGCUGGAGUAUCCUUGCACUCGUUAAAACAGCUCCUGAAUCUCUUGCCAGCCUCCUGGGAGAUUUCCUCCAGAAGCAUAUAUGCGCCAGAGCCUCUGUUAGUGUAUCAUUUGCUUCUAUUGGUCCCCCUAUCUUUGCCCUUAACUUUCACAUGCCAUUUCGUGUCUGGCGUACCAGCAACGAGUUACUGCGUGAUAAGCGUAUCAAGAAGUCCAAUGGAAAACCUCUCCGAACCUCCCACGACGUGUCAUUUUUAAUGUCUUCAUUAGCCACUUCCGAAAGUUCUGAAGUGCAUGGUAUUUACGCAGGACACGUUGCAUGCAUGGUUAGUGGUCGUGACAAGUGGAGGUGGACCGCCCAUCUAGCUAUUGACACAUGGUUUGAUAUGGACGAAGAUAUACCAGGCAAGGUUAUGAGGUAUCAUUAUGACCUUGAAGAAAGUGGAAUAGAGCUAGAUCCCCUCAGUUGUGGAAAUGACGACGCAAAAUUGCCAAUAUUGGAUCCAAGGACAUACUUCCUCAGGAUUGUGGGAAUUAGGUUUAGCCAUAUCAAAGGUGAAUCGGAUUUGCUCUUUCAAAACUGUAAUGAAGGAGUCACCAAUCUUUUUCAGGGCCAAAAGCAACUUUUCUCUAAACUCCGGCCUUUUUCAAGCGGUUCUGAUUUCGAGAAGCACGAAGGAGAGUUCGAAACGCUAGAGAAAAGCCUUGAGGAGUUGAAAGAAGUGCUCAACGAGUCGCUUGAUGAUCUCCAUGAGACACUGAAAACGGUUGAAUCGUUCCUUUCCUCAGAGGUCUAUUUCUUUUCGAACCACAACGGGCAACCUGGUGAUGCUUCAGAAUUCUAUCCCUUUCUAUCUAAUAUCCGCGGGGAUUUUAAUGAGCUUGCGCGGCUUUUCGGAUUCUUCAACAGCCUCAAAGAUAAAUGUGACGAUAUGAUGGAGAAUUGUAAUGCGGCAAGGAUGGCACUACUAAUCAAAACUGCCCAAUUUCCAAAGAAAUUGAAACGGCAAUCAGCCAGAAGUAGUAAGUUCACAAAUGCAACUCCUCUUUUCACGCAUAACAUGGCAGAAGGUACCAAUGACAAUGCUGGUUUUCAACGGAAUCGGCGUCCAAUAUCUCCUACGAGUGGCAUGCGUUUCAAUAGUAAUCGCAAACAUCCUGAAGGUCAACGUUUUGGAUAG